ACGCCACGCCUGCGCGAUAGAGCUCGCGCUCGGCGUCCUGCGCUCCUGGUAGGGUCCUGGCUGCCCCGCGGCGGCUCCAUGGCGGACUCCCGGGCCGAGUCGGAGCCCCUCUUGAGUCGGGCCCGGGGCGGCAGCGGCCGAGACUGCCUGGAGGGCUCAGCCGCUCGCCGCAGCGUCCGCGGCGGCCCUGGCACUCGGUCCCGGCGGGAUCUCUGCUUUGACCAGGCUGCUGUCUUCAUCGAAGAUGCGAUCCAGUAUCGCUCCAUUAACCACCGCAUGGACGCCAGAUCGGUGUGGCUUUACCGCUUGUAUUACUCAAACACGUGCCAGUGGAUAUUGAGCUUCACCAUUUUCUUGAUCCUGUUUUUGGCUUUUAUUGAGACCCCUUCCUCGCUCACUAGCACCGCAGACGUCCGCUACCGCUCGGCCCCCUGGGAUCCACCCUGUGGCCUGACCGAGAGCGUCGAGGUGCUCUGCCUGCUGGUCUUUGUGGCUGACGUCUCUGUGAAGAGCUACCUGGUUGGGUGGGCCCAGUUCCGGAUGAACCUCUGGCUGCUGGCCUACCUUGCAGUGCUGGUCGUGUCUCUUAUGGACUGGAUCGUGUCGCUGAGUCUGGUUUGCCAGGAGCCCCUGCGGCUUCGCAGGCUUUUGCGCCCCUUCUUCUUGAUGCAGAACUCCUCCAUGAUGAAGAAGACGCUCAAGUGUAUCAGGUCUUCGCUGCCGGAAAUGGCCAGUGUCCUGCUGCUGUUGGGGGUCCACCUGUGCGUCUUCACCAUGUUUGGGAUGCUGCUCUUCACAGGCGAGGAGCAGGGCGACGGGCAGGACCGGGAGAGGCUGAUGUACUUUCGCAACCUGCCGGAGGCUCUGACCUCCCUCCUGGUGCUGCUGACCACCGCCAACAACCCCGACGUUAUGACUCCUGCGUAUUCCAAGAACCGGGCCUAUGCCAUCUUUUUCAUAGUCUUCACCCUGAUAGGAAGCUUGUUCCUGAUGAACCUGCUGACGGCCAUCAUCUACAAUCAGUUCCGGGGCUACCUGAUGAAGUCUUUCCAGACCUCCCUGUUCCGGAGGCGGCUGGGAGCCCGGGCCGCCUAUGAGGUCCUCUCCUCCAUGACAGCAGAGGGAGAAGCCCACCGUCAAGAAGUCGGGGUGAGGCCCCAGGACUUCCUGCAGGUGCUUCAGAAAGUCCAGCUGGACAGCUCCCACAAACAGGCCAUCGUGGAGAAGGUGCAUUCCUACGGUGGCGACCUGUUACCAGCUGACGAGUUUCAGAAACUCUUCAAUGAGUUUGACAAAAGGGUGAUUAAAGAGCCCCCACCACGGCCCGAGUACCUGUCUCCCUUCCUGAAGAGUGCCCAGUUCCUUUUCAGCCACCGUUACUUUGACUACCUGGGGAGCCUCAUCGCCCUUGGGAACCUCCUGUCCAUUUCUGUGUUCCUGGUGGUAGAUGCAGACGUGCUGCCUGAGGACCGUGACGACUUCGUCCUAGGGAUUCUCAACUGUGUCUUCAUCCUGUACUACCUGCUGGAGUUGCUGCUGAAGGUGUUCGCUCUGGGGCUGCCGGGGUACCUGGCCUACUCCAGCAACGUGUUUGAUGGGCUCCUCACCGCCGUCCUGCUGGUUUUGGAGAUCUCAACUCUGGCUGUGUACCGAUUCCCACACCCAGGCUGGAAGCCAGAGAUGCUGGGCCUGCUGUCGCUGUGGGACAUGGCCCGGCUGGUGAACAUGCUCAUCGUGUUCCGGUUCCUGCGCAUCAUCCCCAGCAUGAAGCUGAUGGCUGUGGUGGCUAGUACUGUCCUGGACCUGAUCAGAAACAUGCGGGCUUUUGGCGGGAUCCUGGUGGUGGUCUACUAUGUCUUUGCCAUCAUGGGCAUCAACCUCUUCCGUGGUGCCAUCAUGGCUCCUGGAAAUGGCAGCCUGGCCCCUGACAACAGCUCUGCACCCUGCGGAAGCUUCGAGCAGUUGGAAUACUGGGCCAACAACUUUGAUGACUUUGCGGCCGCCCUCAUCACUCUGUGGAACGUGAUGGUGGUGAACAACUGGCAGGUGUUCCUGGAUGCCUAUCGGCGCUACUCGGGCCCGUGGUCGAAGAUCUACUUCGUGCUGUGGUGGCUGGUGUCGUCUGUCAUCUCGGUCAGCCUGUUUCUGGCUCUGAUUCUGGAGAAUUUUCUUCACAAGUGGGACCGCCGCAGUCACCUGCAGUCCCUUGCUGGGGACCCGGACACCACCUGUCAGAGGAGCGUGGAGCUCUUGUUUAGGGAUGUCCUGGAGGAGCCGGCGGAGGAGGAGCUGAUGGAGAAGCUGAGCCAUCACCCGCACCUGCAGCUGUGCAGGUGACAUCCAGGUGCACCGUCCCGUGUGGCCUCAGGACCCACGCCCGUUGUGGGAGGAGGCGGCUGCAGCCCGGAAGGAGUGACUUUCCCUUGGACGGAUGGACCUACUCCGCCCGCCUGAGGCUGGGGCAGAGAGCGGAGGCCCUGGCUCGCCGCCGAGCCGAACCACUAACUACCACCAGCUUUUCUUUGCGGCGGGGGGCCGCCUGUGCUCUGCGUGGCAUCUGCGCCACACCAGUCUCUCUCUACGCUGCUUCGGGGAGGCCUCUCUGAAUACUGGAAGAGCAUGACUCCGAAGGGACCUGCAAGAUCGUCGGAGAAGCAGGAAGCUGUGGCCUGCCUUUCGGGCUCUGUGAUUUCCGUGGUGCCUUCACUGCUGGCGGCCUUCAGGGACCAGAGGCCCACCCGGGGCUUGCACAGGCCAAGCGGCAGCUUUCCAGGGCAUUAAGUUUGGGAUCCUGGUGGUUUUACAUGAGGAGAAUCUUAACGGUUUUUUUAUUUUA
Molecule: messenger RNA, 2836 nt
Organism: Callorhinus ursinus (northern fur seal)
Lineage: Eukaryota; Metazoa; Chordata; Mammalia; Carnivora; Otariidae
Gene: TPCN2
Product: two pore segment channel 2
Biological process (GO): calcium-mediated signaling; endocytosis involved in viral entry into host cell; monoatomic ion transport
Cellular component (GO): lysosomal membrane
Molecular function (GO): voltage-gated channel activity; intracellularly phosphatidylinositol-3,5-bisphosphate-gated monatomic cation channel activity; ligand-gated sodium channel activity
Source: RefSeq, a predicted model, not a curated record